Molecule: messenger RNA, 513 nt
Organism: Solanum tuberosum (potato)
Lineage: Eukaryota; Viridiplantae; Streptophyta; Magnoliopsida; Solanales; Solanaceae
Exons: 1
Coding region: 1-513 (170 amino acids)
Source: RefSeq, a predicted model, not a curated record
AUGGAGCAGGUUAAGCUCAUUCGAGAACGUUUAUUAACUGCUCAAAGUCACCAAAAGUCAUACUCAGAUGUGCGGCGAAGAGAUUUAGAGUUUUGUGUUGAUGACUGGGAAUUCUUAAAAGUCUCACCUAUGAAGGGUGUUAUGAGAUGUGGAAAAAAGGGAAACCUUAGUCCAAGAUUCAUUGAGCCAUAUCGAAUCGUUCGAAUGGUCGGACAUGUGGCUUAUGAGUUAGAUUUUCCAUCGGGGCUAGAAUCGAUUCAUUCGGUCUUCCAUAUAUCAAUGCUACGAAAGUGCAUAGGAGACCCUUCUCGGGCUGUCCCUGUUGAGGAUGUUCAAAUCACAAAGGAGUUGUCAUGUGAGGAAAUUCUAGUAUCAAUAUUAGAUCGGCGGGUCCGAAGGUUGAAGACAAAAGAUGUGGCUUCUGUUAAAGUAUUAUGGAGAAAAAAGAAUAGGGAAGAGGUGACAUGGGAAACCAAGGAUGGCAUGAGAUCCAGUUAUCCUCAGUUGUUUUAG